AUGUCGGGCGGAGGAUGGGUUCGUCCUCCUGGUGGCGACCAAGCUCAACCAACAUGCUUCGGGAUUGGUCAACUUCGGAUACCAGAGAGGUCAGAGAGUCAGAGACUUUGUUCGGCUUGUAUGAGUCUCGGUUGCCUAAAUAGUACGCACUGGGAAAGCAUCAACAACUUCCGCAAAGUCAUUGUAGAUCAUCACCACUCGUUUGAUGCGAUACUCAAGAGUGCACGUGAAGGUUGCCACCUUUGCGGAUUGCUGUUGAUAGCGUGGGAGGAGAAAUGCUCAUUGGAGCAAGAGCCUGGGGGUGGAUGGGUUGGAAAGUUGGGUCUUGAUUCGGUUUCCUUGAGUGAAGGCAUCAGACUCGAAUUCAAGAGGUGGGCCCCAACAUUACGGUCAAAUCUUGAUGAAGUCCGGAUCAACAUACUAUGUGGGGACUUGCCGUCUACUAUGGGCGGACGUUUGAUCUGUAAAGCUUUGGACAGCUCAUCAGCAAGUUUGUCUAGAAUCAAAGCCUGGCUGAAUAUCUGCUCAAGUUCACAUUCGGCCUGUUCCCGGGCCGGUUCUCGGGCUCCACCCUUACCAACGAGAGUGAUCGCGGUAGGAACUAAAGGAUCGAGCAAAUGCCAUCUAGUGUCUGGAAACAAGAAGCAUGGUUACUACGCCACUCUAAGCCACUGCUGGGGAGACCCCCGCAAUCGACCGUUGUCGACGACUGAUCGGACCCUUCCUCAUCGACAGCGAGGUAUCGAAUUUGAGGCAUUGCCAAAAACCUUUCGGGACGCUGUUCAAGUCUGCAGGGAGAUAGGCAUAGAAUACAUUUGGAUCGACUCUCUUUGUAUCAUCCAAGAACAAGAAACGCAAGAAGAUUGGGCAAAAGAAGCACCCACAAUGGGACAAGUCUACGGCAAUUCGAUUUUGACCAUUUCUGCGGCGGCAGCAGCAGAUUCCACUCAAGGAUGCUUCAAAGAGCGCCUUGGUCUGAUCCUUUGGCCUUGUCCAAUCGUGCUAUUCGGGCAGUCAUGCUACCUAUUCCGGUAUCCGAUGAACAGAGAAGAGAUCUGGGGUAAUCCGGGAGACGGCGAAUGGGACGUGUCAAAUGUCUUAGCCCGAAGAGCCUGGGUUCUUCAGGAGCAGGUGUUGUCUCUCCGCACCAUCACAUUCUCGAAAGACCUUCUCAUCUGGCGUUGCCCGACACUUUCGACUAACGAGAAGUACCCAUUGGGAAUACCGCACGCUCCGGAUAUAUCGGUUGACAGUCAUCGUCUUCUCCAGUGCAUAGUAAAUGGUAUAACAUCAUUCAUGCCAAUAGAGCCAACGUUCGGCAACUAUGAUUGCUGGUACAAGAUAGUAGAAGAGUUUACAUCUCGAAAUCUCACAUACGAGGAAGAUAGGCUACCUGCAAUAGCUGGCAUUGCGAAAAGAUUUGGAAUGGCAGUAAAUGACAGCUAUCACGCAGGACUAUGGAGGCACGAUAUGAUCCUCGGUCUCCUAUGGAGAAAAAGGGGUAUUGCGGUCACGUGCACAGCCAAAUCAGGCGGAGUACCGUCGUGGUCAUGGGCCUCAAUCAAGGGUCGUGUAACGUACUCAGAUCUAUUGUCGGCUAAUCACGACGCGAGUCGCAUCCCUUUGUCAUCACUGGUCGAUAUCCUCGAUGUUUCGGAUCCAAUAACCCACGAAGACCAUCCGUUCGGAGUAACGUCGAGAGCUUCGUUGAGCUUGUCCGGUGUUUUGCUGGCAGUGAUGCAAGAUAAGCAUGAAGACUUCGGGCUAGUUCUUGGCCAGAACGGCACCCGAUUUUCGGACAACAUUGGUGACUUCUACCCGGACAUCUGGGAUUCCGACAGGCAGAAUCAAGCGCCCUUGGUCUGUCUACCCGUAGGCGUAUGUCAUAGUCCUCAUUAUGCAGGUGCCCAGGAAAAUGACGAAGUGUGCAAAGCCUCGUGGAAAAGAUCGCUGGAGAUGGGGACAGACAAACUCAAGCUAAUACACACGUUGUACUGCUUGAUCCUCCAGGCUGUCGAAGGAAAACAAGUCGUGUACAGUCGAGUUGGGCUAUGUAGAGUGGCAAACCAUAAGACAAUUGAGAUUAGCAGGAUGGCUUCGUUUGGAGAACGCAGGGCCGUAACGAUCAUCUGA
Messenger RNA from Alternaria rosae, 2133 nucleotides. RefSeq names its product heterokaryon incompatibility protein-domain-containing protein. NCBI's taxonomy places the organism in Eukaryota, Fungi, Ascomycota, Dothideomycetes, Pleosporales, Pleosporaceae. The record is from RefSeq and is a predicted model, not a curated record. The transcript is spliced from 2 exons. The coding region runs from base 1 to 2133 and encodes 710 amino acids.